CUGGUAUCAUCAGACUACUUUAUGGCUGUAGCCGUCCUGUCAGCCCAAAGGAGCAAAGACCCAAGCACACAGGUGGGGGCCUGUAUAGUGAACCAGGAGAAUAAGGUAGUUGCCACUGGUUACAAUGGCAUGCCCAACGGCUGUGAUGAUGCCCAGCUGCCGUGGGCCCGCUCUGGUACUGCUGACUGGCUUGACACGAAACACCCUUACGUGUGCCACGCAGAGCUGAAUGCCAUCAUAAACAGGAACAGCGCUGACGUGAGAGGCUGCACCAUUUAUGUGACUUUGUUCCCCUGCUACGAGUGUGCCAAGCUCAUCAUCCAGGCUGGUAUAAAGAAUGUGGUCUAUCUUUCUGAUAAGUACAAUCGCCGACGAGAGACGGUUGCUUCCAGAAGAUUGCUCAAUACGGCACGCGUACCAUACACGUGA
Messenger RNA from Epinephelus moara (kelp grouper), 429 nucleotides. RefSeq names its product deoxycytidylate deaminase-like. The coding region runs from base 22 to 429 and encodes 135 amino acids. The transcript has 4 exons. Gene Ontology annotation, molecular function: zinc ion binding; dCMP deaminase activity. Gene Ontology annotation, cellular component: cytoplasm. The record is from RefSeq and is a predicted model, not a curated record. Gene Ontology annotation, biological process: dTMP biosynthetic process; dUMP biosynthetic process. NCBI's taxonomy places the organism in Eukaryota, Metazoa, Chordata, Actinopteri, Perciformes, Serranidae.